AUGGAGUAUCACGAGUCCGCGAACACUAAGAGAACAGAGAGAUGCCUUGAGAAAAUAAAAGCUUACAAGAGAGGCGGCGCGAGGACUAUACUGCUCUUUGGUAAACCAGGCGUCGGAAAAUCCUCGCUGGCAGAGCACAUCACGGGGACAUCUGGUCUCUCCGGGGCCUCAGAAACAGGAACGGAACGAUGCCAAAUAAUCGAUAUUCAAAUCAACGAAACCGAACAUUUCGUCGUUGACACCCCCGGAUUCGAAGACGAGGGCGGCGCAUGGGGUACAUUCUGCGAAAUCGCCCAACUCCUCGACCAGAUCCGAGAGCACGCCGUAAUCAUCGCAAUCUUCUUCGUAACACCCAUCAAUAUCUUCAAGCGUCAGCCCGAUUCCUUUGAGAAGAAACUAUAUACCUGGCUGCUCGGGAUGAGCGGGACGCCUUUCAUGAAGUACGUGACAUUUGUGACGACCUUCUGGGAGACACAUAACCCCGCCCAGCUGAAAAGGUAUAAUGAUUUCCUGGUCCGUCAGAAAGAAAAGGAGUGGCGGGACUUCAUCGCGAACGGGGCCCGGACUUAUCAGUUUGGCAAGGUGUAUUCUGCUGGAGUUGAAACAGACGAGACACUGCACUGGGAUACGGACGCGGAGCGGUUGGCUGCCCAGGCUAGGGAGAUGGUCAGAGUCUACUGCGGUGAGAUUCCUAUCGUUCAACCGCUGAUCCUACAUGAACUCAACAUGAAGAUGGGACUCGAAUCUACGGUUGCCGGCCAGGUCUUUUGGCCUGCUGGGGAUGGAGGCACGAAUGACCAGGAGCCAUCCGGGGCUCAGUCAACCACAUCAUCAGGAGGUUCCGGUCAUUCGAGAUCCACUGAGUCACCGCGGUCCGGAGCGCAAGCGUCGACCACUCCUACCAGCCCCCCUACUACCGAGCCACCCGGAAAUGAUCCCGCAGCCCCGGGUGGUUUGGCCCGGUUCGCAGAGUUUGCAUGGGACAUCACGAAAAGAUAUGGUCCACAAAUUGUGGAACAUGUUAUCAAAAGGCAAUUCGGCGGUGCGGGGGCCAUCAUUGGUGGUGACGGCGGUGAUUUUGCGAGCAGCAUGCAGUCCAUGAGUGCAAAAGGCUUCGACAUAAAUUCAGUCACAGAUACUGCCAAAUUUCUUGGAAUGGCGUCGGACAUGGGAAGUCGGGGUCAGUACUUUGCUACUUGGGGCGGAGUUGGCGAUUACAUAGGGAGCGCAGAGCAGAAUGAUUGGCUUCGAGAUCAGAUGUGGCGAAGGUUCACCCGUUAG
This is a messenger RNA of Aspergillus nomiae NRRL 13137, 1281 nucleotides long. RefSeq lists its product as uncharacterized. The transcript is spliced from 2 exons. Gene Ontology annotation, molecular function: GTP binding. The record is from RefSeq and is a predicted model, not a curated record. Lineage: Eukaryota; Fungi; Ascomycota; Eurotiomycetes; Eurotiales; Aspergillaceae. Bases 1 to 1281 code for a protein of 426 amino acids.